This is a messenger RNA of Verruconis gallopava, 1889 nucleotides long. RefSeq lists its product as uncharacterized. The record is from RefSeq and is a predicted model, not a curated record. The transcript has 4 exons. Lineage: Eukaryota; Fungi; Ascomycota; Dothideomycetes; Venturiales; Sympoventuriaceae. The coding region runs from base 252 to 1652 and encodes 466 amino acids.
CAAACGGCGCCCUUCGACUUUAUUUUGAGUGACCACGUUCCAUCAGUCGAACUUUAAGCUUUAAUAAAUUUCGACUUGCAGGAGUAUAGUUUGGGUCGAAGAUUUCAUUGAAGCUGGUAUAAAUAACAGUCAAUACCGAAAUUAGGCCUGAUUUUAUGGCUCUUAUGAAUGGACAGCAAGUACACGAGUUUAGUGGACUGCAAAGUAGAGCUGCGUAUUCGGACAGCUUAUAACAUCGACUUCAAGGCGUGAUGUCGCUCACCAAAUUGGGAAAGGCACCUGAAUCCCCGGAGGAAGUACUGGCUAGAUGUCAGUAUCUCGUACGCGAGCUCAAUAUUUUUGCCAAUUAUUGUGAGCAGAAAAAAAAUCAUGGAGAUUACCGGCAAAAGCCAGAGUACAAUCACUUUCGUGGGGACAUCGAGCAGGAGAUCAAGAGCAUGGAGAAGAUCACGAGUGAUGCAGAGACACCCCCGGAAAGGAUAAGCCAGCUCGUGAGCGCGAGUAACCUAACUUAUUGGGAAGCAUUGUGGAAUGCGGCGAAGCAAACAAAGCAAGUUAUGGUACUUCGACGCCAUGGUUCACCUAUAGACAUAAUUGCAGAGAAUGGGCGGCAGUGGAUCAAAGUCUCGACCAUCACCGAGAAACGUCUAUUGAUGGAAAUGGCUAAACAAGGCUGGGACUGGCCAGCUUCGGACGAAGACAGCGAUGACGAUCUCUUCGGCUCUAACUACGCCCGGACUGAUGAUCAUAUCGAUAUCUCAUUGGUUAAAAUGGCUGUCGCUCUUCGAGACCUUGCAAAACAGAAUCGAGUUCGAUACAAGCAUCCGGAAGUGCAUUUCAUCUUGACCAGAAUUUCGUCUGGAAAUGAAAAUAUUGAUAUAAUACUGAAUCAUAUCCGCGCUACUGGAGCAGUUGUGCAUACUGCUGAGCAAUUGAAGCUUGCUCCACCUGUUGAAGAUGUCUUGGAUGACUUGGUGAUUGAUGAAUUUAAGUUCUUCUCGGCUACCAUCAACAUCGAUUGCACGCUGCUCUUAGCCCUGGUAUCGGACAUCUCUCAUGGUCAAGUCAAGGAAGAGCCUUGGUUCAAUCGUAACGUGCGAAACCAAAUUCAAAUCGAAGAAAAGGAGCAGCUUAUGCCAAAAUCAUUAUGGCCAGCCAUGAGAGAUCAUUCAUUGGUCUGCACCAAGUUAGCGGCGCAACGCAUGCGCGAAAUCGUUGACACAAUUGGUACUCCGACGGAAAGGGAGAGGGCGCGACUAAUAAUGGGCGAUGAUAUCAAUAAAAGCCCUGAGAAACUGUUAGAAGAGUUCCGUUCACUCUCUGUUCAUGAUGUACCAAAAGUCUGGAAGCUCCCUGUUAAAAUUGUUGACGAGGGCUCCGUAGAUCUUGGCAGUCCAACUACGUUUCAAGAAAAUGUCAUCAGCGAAUUAUCGGACAUCAAUCGAUCAGUAUUUUUAUACGGCUGGUUAAGCGGAUGCACCACCAUAACCUCUAAUCGAGUUGCUGCAAAAGCAAUUGAGAAGGCUGUAGAGGAGUACCGAACCACAGAAGAGGAUGAAGGGCCUGACGUUUGGAUCUGUCCUACAGCACGAUCGCUCGUUGCUAAAGAGAAAGACAGAAAAGAUCCACAGCCUUUGAACGAAGAAAAAUGAAAAACUACAAACUAUCGUGGCACAUUCAACAGAAUACUGGAAUAGAGUUAGCAACAUGCUUGAAGAGGAAGUUGCGCAUGGGAGUCUCUAUGCAGUCUAACUGCGAGCAAUAUUAUUAGAAAACUUCGUCUAAUCUCAAAUAUGCUGUACCAAAUAUAUCCAUACUUGUCGUUUACAGCAUUCAUGAACGGUAUUUCGAUGGAGCCACAACUAUGGUUAAGGUGACCAAGAACAGAC